Messenger RNA from Otolemur garnettii (small-eared galago), 5062 nucleotides. RefSeq names its product ectonucleoside triphosphate diphosphohydrolase 5 (gene ENTPD5). The transcript is spliced from 16 exons. Gene Ontology annotation, biological process: nucleoside diphosphate catabolic process. Gene Ontology annotation, molecular function: UDP phosphatase activity; GDP phosphatase activity. Gene Ontology annotation, cellular component: membrane. The record is from RefSeq and is a predicted model, not a curated record. The coding region runs from base 258 to 1544 and encodes 428 amino acids. NCBI's taxonomy places the organism in Eukaryota, Metazoa, Chordata, Mammalia, Primates, Galagidae.
CAACCAAAGAAUAUGGGGUGUCUUGGCUGAAUCUCCAUACAGACAAGAUCAUUAUGACCCUGGUUGAAACACUGACACAGUAAUUGAGGAAACAAGGGAGAAAACUCAGAAGGAAAAGAAAAAAUUGAUUGAUCUAUGGGACCAGCCUGUUUGCUGUAAGACUGAGCCAAAGGGAAUGACUUAAGAUCCACUGCAGGUGUGUGAACAAGACUGCUGCUUCAACAAAACCCUAGACCCAACCACACCGUGAGAAAAGAAUGGCCACUUCCCAGGGUGCAGUCUUUUUCAUGCUGGUGGUAUCCUGUGUUUGCAGCACUGUCUUCCACAGGGACCAACAGACUUGGUUUGAGGGUGUCUUCCUGUCUUCCAUGUGCCCCAUCAAUGUCAGUGCCAGCAUCUUGUAUGGAAUUAUGUUUGACGCAGGGAGCACUGGAACUAGAAUUCAUGUUUAUACCUUUGUACAGAAAACACCAGGACAGCUUCCAAUUCUAGAAGGGGAAAUUUUUGAUUCUGUGAAGCCAGGACUUUCUGCUUUCGUAGAUCAACCUAAGCAGGGUGCUGAGACUGUUCAAGAACUCUUAGAGGUGGCCAAAGACUCAAUCCCCCGAAGUCACUGGAAAAGGACCCCAGUGGUGCUGAAGGCAACAGCGGGACUGCGCUUGCUGCCAGAACAGAAAGCCCAGGCUCUGCUCUUUGAGGUAAAGGAGAUCUUCAGGAAGUCACCUUUCCUGGUGCCAAAGGACAGUGUUAGCAUCAUGGACGGAUCCUAUGAAGGCAUAUUAGCUUGGGUUACUGUGAAUUUUCUGACAGGUCAGCUGCAUGGCCACAACCAGGAGACCGUGGGGACCCUGGACCUGGGGGGGGCCUCCACUCAAAUCACAUUCCUGCCCCAGUUUGAGAAAACCUUGGAACAAACACCUAGGGGCUACCUCACUUCUUUUGAGAUGUUUAACAGCACUUAUAAGCUCUAUACACAUAGUUACUUGGGAUUUGGAUUGAAAGCUGCAAGACUAGCAACUCUGGGAGCCCUGGAAACACAAGGUAUUGAUGGACACACUUUCCGAAGUGCCUGUCUACCGAGGUCGUUGGAAGCAGAGUGGAUCUUUGGAGGUGUGAAAUACCAGUAUGGUGGAAACCAAGAAGGGGAGAUGGGCUUUGAGCCCUGCUACGCCGAAGUCCUAAGGGUGGUACAAGGAAAACUUCACCAGCCAGAGGAGGUCCAAAGAAGUUCCUUCUAUGCUUUCUCUUACUAUUAUGAUAGAGCUGCUGACACAGACAUGAUUGAUUAUGAAAAGGGGGGUGUUUUAAAAGUUGAAGAUUUUGAAAGAAAAGCCAGGGAAGUGUGUGAUAACUUGGGAAACUUCACCUCCGGCAGUCCUUUUCUGUGCAUGGAUCUAGCCUAUAUCACAGCCCUAUUAAAAGAUGGGUUUGGAUUUGCAGACAGCACCAUCUUACAGCUCACAAAGAAAGUGAACAACAUAGAAACAGGCUGGGCCUUGGGGGCCACCUUUCACCUGUUGCAGUCUCUGGGCAUCUCCCACUGAGGACACACACUUCCUCUGAGGCCUGCAUUUGCCAACAACCUUUUUAAAGGGAGGAUGAGAAAGGACUUCGUUAUUUUCUGAGCGAGUCUGGGGACAACCUAGACUGAAGGCCAGCUUUAUUUAGGAGAAAGGGGGCUUUUACAGAUGGGUCUUACCCUUGAGCCUAGAAAUUUGAGUUUAAUUUUACACAUCUAAUGUAAACUACCUAAUCACUUAGUGUGUACUGCUCACGCCAGAGUCUAAAUCUUUGGGAUUCUUUGUGUGUUGACAGAGAGCCUGUGAGCCAAAAAGUGUAGCUUUGGAAUUCAACCUUGGAGAGCCCAGGGACAGGUCCUUGGGAACCAAAGAAAAAUCUCAUUUCAACCCUUUGAGUGCCUCAUUCCUUUAAACAUUUUCCUUUUCUUCUUACAUGCUAAAUUAAGCUGAUUUAUUAUAAUCCCAUGACCUAUCAAUACCAUCUUGUUUUCUUCCCUAUAUACUGCCCUGCCCUACCUAUAUUUGCACCCACCUCUCCCAAAGAGGAAAAAAAAAUGGUUUUGCUUUCCAUUUUUACAAAAAGGUACUAUAUCAGAAUUUGAUCCUGUUCUAUGCUAGUUCCAAUCAGCCAACAGAGAGCCAUGCUAAACGGUAAGAGAAUGGAGAGUAACUCAUAACUGUGCAGCCUUAAGACAGGCGGCCAUCCAGAGGGUGUGUGGCUGCCUCAUGUAGCUCACCUUCUUGAUUUAAUCAAGUUUUAAAACUCAACUCUGGGAUUAAUGAGCAUGUCCUACUUUAUGUGUGUAUUCAGUGCUAGUACCACUCCUACGCUAACGUGUUCAUAGUAUUUUCUGUGGUCCUAAACUUAUUUUCUUUGUAUUUCUAAGAAACAGAAUUAUACACUAGUUUUGGGUCUGUGGUGAGAGCUGUUAAUCUGUGCUAUUCUAGAAGUAAGGGACUAGACCAGCUGUUAAUCUGUGCUAUUUAUAAAAUUUGGGCAUACCCUCUCUUUCAGAUUUCCCUUUUAUGUUCUCCAUUUAUAGCGAUACCUUCUGCCCUAGCUAGGGAGCAGUUUAACUAAUAUCCUGAGUUAUUUAUCUAGUGCCGGGGUGUCCAAUUCCCUUCCCAAUACCCCACGUUUGAUUUGGUUGGCUCUUUUGAUGCACAUCAGUACAGUGGACCAGCAUCUCCAGAGAGAACCAUAUUUAAUGACUUUUAAGUUCUGAGCCUGAAGGCUCAAAGCUCUUAAUUUUGUGAAUUGUUUUCCCCAGAAGCCAUGAUCUUAUACUUCUCCAUGUGGCAGUCAUCUGCUUCUUAUCCACCUCAGUGAAUAAGAACACCUUUAGUGUUCUAAGAUCUUCCUGUGGUCUGGCUUUACUUCCACCUUCCUUGUUUGUAUCUCCCCAAAGAGUAGACUCCUUUCAUUCCUCUCUCUCACAAAGAAUGUUACUGACCCUCACACCAGUUCCUAGGGAACUUCCCUUGUGUCCAUAAAUAUUUAACAUCUGUGCUGUGCAAGGAACUAAGCAAAUUUCAAUAUCCUUAUCCCCAGAUUUUUUCAGUUCAAAGUGGAAUUUCUUCAGACUUUUCACACUUACUAAGCUCAGCUUAGUACUUAUUGCCUUCUUCAAUAAAUGCUAAUCUAGAGUUAGAAUCUUGAGUUAAAAAUAGCACAAAAUACAAUCUAAUCUACCCAGUGCACUAUUCCUUCACCUUUCACAACAGGUUACUGUUCAGCUUCUGUCUAGGCAUGUUUUCAGACAGCCCAUUCCAUGUGGGACUGUGCUCAUGUUAAAAAAAAUCCUUCCUUAUAUUGAGCUAAAAUAAAAUCUGCCUACCUUCUCAGUGUUCUUAGUUCUGCUCUGUUCCUUCCAAAGCCUUUCAAUAUUUUUAAGAAAGACCCUCCUAAGUUCUUUAUGGUCUCUUCUUUAACAUGUGACAGAUUUCUAGAUCCCUCACCAUCUUUGUCAAAAAAGUAAGGGGCUAGACCAGUCAUAGUACAUUAAAUGUCCCAGGUAUUAGGGAGACUAUGUCCUCCAGUAGAAACCAAGUUGUUACCCCAGGAGGUAAGGUAUGUUCACUAGACUCCCCCUGCUUGACAGGUUCAGAGACAUAAGAUUCCCUGGCCUUUACCACUACAGACUGUCUCUGAGACUUCUUAUGAACAGGAUCCAUUUUGUAGAGAAGCAAACAUUGUUCAGAAGGCUCCUUUGGCCAUCCCAGAUACCUUCAGAACUCAUGAAUAGAGGUAUUCUAUCUCCAGAAAUUUAUCUAAAUAUAUUUUAUUAAUCUUGAUUAGAACAUCUGGAGAAUGAACCAAUUUGUCCAUUUUACGAGCAAUUUAGAGUGAAAAUUUUUGUUUCUUAAAAGAAAAAAGCAAUUUGUGUACAGUGUCCAUUUUGACCCCAGUGUACUCUUUGGGCCUUUCUUUAAGGGGUCCUAUAGAUUCUAAUACUGCUGGUUAGUUUCUGCUCUGUAAAUGUGUUAAUGUAUUUAAAAUACUAGGACAUGGCCUGGCACGUGGUAGAUGUUGUGUUUGUUAUCAUCACUGUCAUAUGAAAAACAUCCUCUAUGGGUCAUGGAGGUCCUUGCAAGGUGUGCCUUAAAAUUCUUCAUCUUGCCUGAUGCUGUUUGCAUACUUUUGCAGAAUCUGUGUUCUCCACACCUAAGCCACUUUUCUCUUUUUUUAUGAAAAAUGACCUUGUCCCUACAGUCUCUGCUAAUAGUCACAGAGCUUUUCACAGCAGCUGCCAUCUUUUAUUUUGGGCACAUUUUUCCUAAGAUUCCAGGAUGGGUUGUGACAUUGUUAUUUUUUUACUCUAGUAUCUCACACAUUUUCUACAUUUGCCUGAAAAGCUCCCCUAUGGUAAUGGGCUUCUCAUGCCUUUAAAAAUUAUUCCCAAGAAUUGCUUACUUAGUUCAAAAGCAGACUGUUUCUUCUCAUUUCAUCUUCAAGUCAGACUUUUGGGCAAGAUGUUCUUUACAGUGAGCAGAUUUAACAGACCUGAAACAUUUCUUCAAAAGGCAUCUCUGGUACUAUGAAAACACCAUUCCCUCCAGGUGGCUACCAGUCUGCACUAAACAUAAAUUUCUGCUGCUAAUCAGUUUCUCUUUUGAACUGGUUCCUGAGGUCUUCAAACCUGUGUAAUGAAAUUAUUUAUUAUUUUAUUAAACAGUGGUCCCAGAGAGGAAUCAUAAAUAAAGUCGAAAUCUGGUGCUGUGAUGAAGUAAUAACUAGCAUUAAAUCUGGUUUUCUUUUCAGAAAGUCUAAUGCAUCUAUAACAAAGGCUAAAGCAAUUCAUAUUUAAUUUGCAUUCUGAUGUUAAUUUAAAAACAGCAAUUCUAACAAAAAUGCAUCAAUUGAGUAUUUCUAAUUCUGCCAUCAAAAAACAAUUGUAUAAAUUUAUGACCAGUGUGUAUGGGGCAGGAGGAACCCAACUGUAUGAAUCUUCGCUUUGAAAGAAUUGUUAACCAAGUGAAAAUGAAUGAGACAGCACCUCAGUGAUUUUUGUUUUAAUAAUAAAAUGUUCUUUUCAACCAAA